AUGGACUCCAUCAACAACCAAGACUCCCCCCUGUCCACUUCGGCCAACGUCAUCGGCAUCCUCACCUUUGUCGUCGCCAUCGCCGCCGCGGCAUACGCCCGCAUCGCCUUCCUCCGCAACAGCUCCGACGAGUACUUUCGCGUCAAGACGUCUCUGUCAUGGUACAAAACUGAGUCCACAUGGCUCGCCGACCUCCUGCGCACACUCCAGGACACGCAGCACCACCACGAGAAGAAGCGGCAGCACCAAAUGUACACCUUUGUCAUGGACGACCUGCUCAACCUGGAGCAGCGCCUGCUGGAGCUCAUCACCGACAUCGAGGUCAAGUCGGCGCUGAGGGGCACCUCGGAAUGGACGCUUUUGCCGCGGGGGUGGUCGGGCGGGCGGCCUUCGGUGGCGGUGUCGUGGCUGGCGGUGCGGACAAAGGCGCUGGAGCUGGUGAGGCAGCGGGAGGCAUUGACAGCGCGAGUGCAGUUUCUCCAGAUGAGCAUGAUUUCGGCGCGGAUCGACGACCUGGAGGGGCGACUGAGGCGGCAUGAGGGGGAGAAGCCAAGGAGGGAAGAUUCGUGGGACUCGGAGUACGGAGAGUAA
Molecule: messenger RNA, 591 nt
Organism: Trichoderma virens Gv29-8
Lineage: Eukaryota; Fungi; Ascomycota; Sordariomycetes; Hypocreales; Hypocreaceae
Exons: 1
Coding region: 1-591 (196 amino acids)
Source: RefSeq, a predicted model, not a curated record